AUGACUCUCAUCAAUUGCGCUAUCCUGGUGGCGACCCACCUUUCUUCACUUGCUCCUUCUCCGCAACCGGUCCCUGUCCCGACAACGCAAAACGAAAUCUCUGAUUCCUACUCCGAGAAGAGUCCCCCUUCGACAACUCUUCCCGAGCACGCCUCUUAUGCCACGCAGUUCCUCACGCCAUUGAACACCACCCUUCUGCUGCGUGUCCUUCACUAUGGUCGCAUACUCGAGUUAGUUUCGCUCUCUUCGGAAACUCCUACCCUGCGCUUUGAUUUUGCGUCUCCGCUCCUGCCUCACCCUGCGAUCGCUGAUUACAAUGGAAAUGGCCUAUGGAUCGUGGCCCUUUCAUCCAACGGCUCUCUAUACCGUAUUUUGGUUCCCCUUCGCGAUGGCAUCCCAUCGUGGCCACCCCCGUCUCACGUCCAGUGGUGUCACGAACACGUCCUCCAGGCGGUUUCGCACCAAGGGGAAGGGUUCUCGAUCGCAAUACAGAACGCGUCUUGUGCCGCCAUCUCCAUGCCUGAUGGCUCCCUCCUCCGCGUAGAGAGAGACAUGAAAGACGAAGAUGGUAGGACUGUCUCUCCAACUUACAGUUUUCGCGUAAUUUACACGUGGAGCUUAGGCCGUUGGAGGGAAACCAAGUACUCAAACCGCAGCCUCCUCAACCCACUCGCCUACUUGCUUCCCGCUAUGAAAAGACCCACAGAGGGCGAUGCUGUCGUGUCGAUCGCUUGCUGCCCGCCGCCGUCAGAUGUGGCAAACGCCUGCACACUCUCUCGAGACCGAACCCUUCGCUUGUGGACACCAGGGGGGGGCUGUGUGGUCGCGAUCCCACUGCCGGCGAUAGCUUCCGAGAAGACCCUCGUCCGAGACGCUACGUCCCUGCGUCCGGCUAUUUUGCUCCCCCCUGAGCCUCAGAAGCUGUUACACGCGUGGCAUGGAUCCCGCGGUGACAUGUACGUUCUCGUCUUCAUUCCCACAGAGUCUGCUUCUACUUCUGGUGGCUUUUUCCAACUCUAUUUAAACAAGGAAACAAGCAUGCGGUUGUUGUAUACCUUUGAGGCGUCACCCGAAAGUCUUCACUGUCAUUUGCAGGAUUUCAUUGUUGAUGGAAGAAUGCAGACCCUGCACACCGUGUGGGAUUGUCAGGGCCAAUCGAUGCUUCAUGACAUUACUCUAAUUUAUGACGAGUCUAGCAUAGAGGAUCAGGAAUGGCGUAUUACGCGGUAUUCCCCAGAGCCCGAGCUCACUCCUGCAUACAUUGACGAGCUGUUGUUGUCAUCGGGAUCUCUCGCAGGCAAGUUAUUCGAAGCGAUCAUGCGUCCGGGCAUGUUCUCUUCGCUAACCCUACAGACUGCUGUUGAGCAGUACACCGAUGCCCACCGCUCUUUGCCCCCUCCGUACCCUCCACAGAUCUUGACGACAUACGCAAGCGUCGGAGAGCAGAUCGCUGCAGUGGUGGGCUGCACAGUCAGACUAACACGGGAUCCACGUACUGGGGCACUACAAUAUUCCAAGUACUGGAGUGCCUUGAAACGGGAUUGGGAAGGGUUUAUCGCACGGUGUAGGGAGAUCGAGAGAGGUGCCCGUUGGCCUCUAGCCAUCUGCCUGGGUGGGUCAGACCAUGGCACUAUCGUUGUCGAACGAGAGCGCAUUGCUCUUGUUGCCACCAACGACUCGGCUCUUGAAUACCACAGGAAAUUACAGGAUUCCGAGCCCCUCGAUCCCAUUGCUGCACUCUUGGAGCUCAUCUGGACACUGCGAUCUAGGAUUGACCCUCGAACCAUGCAUAUACUAGAGAGCAGGCUGGUUGAUAUUGUCCACCAAGAGGCUGCAUUCCCUUUUGCUGAUAUCAUCCAAGAUCAGGCGCAAAGGAUGGAAUUCAAGGACAAGCUGGAUGAAGGCCUGGAGGAUUGGGUAACUGGUCGACUGCAGGGCAUUGAAGACCUCAAUAGCUGCCUUCGCUUUGUCAUUGACCUUAUCGGUGGCCUGGACCUUGAAGUGAAGGAGGAAAACGGGGACCUCGAUUUGAGCCGCAUGCCAAGUGUCCCCGAGUGGAAACAAGCACUCACAGCGUCUUACACGUCCGCGACAGUGCAUGUUCGCUACGAGCUAUGCCUAUCCCUCAUGACACUACUAUUCUUCCUGGCGGAUGAGCUCCCGCUGUGGAAUCCAAAUCUACUUGCAGAAAUAUCCGCCGUCUUCCGUGGGGUGGCUAUGUUACGUUAUGUGGUGCGGCAACCUGCGGGCGACACUAUCACACCUUCUUUGGAUGCUUCUGCCUCCGCCGGCGAGGACGAAGUCGUAUCUCAGAUGCGCAACAUGCAAGUCUCCAACGGGCGCUCCGGCAUUUUUCCUUUACAUUCUCUCAUCCACAGAUUGGUAGUCCAAUACGGCAUCGGUACGGAUCCUCUCCCUGCAUCCGCUCAGAAGUUUUUGGAUGUCUCAGGACUAUUGCAGUCGACAUCUGCCGCGCGCGCUACGCAGGUUGAGGUGCAAUUCUGCGAAAAUUUGCGCUUGCUUGGCUACCGCGAGGCUGCGCGAGAAAUGCUCGCGUGGCUUCCAAGGGCUCCAGGUGUUACUUACAUUCUAGGACGUCUUUGGCUCGAUGAGGGUCGAUAUGACGAUGCGGCGUCGGCCUUGGGGAGUGUAGCAGGGAGCUUUGGUCUCCAGGAUGUUCUCAUCGAGGAUGAUGAGAAAGCAUUGGCGUCCAUCCUGCCUGGCGGACAACUUUUCAAUUCCGAGUUCGACUAUUACCUCCAUGCUGCAAGUUUGUCCAAGACGGUGGGGGCAGUCUCUCAAGAAGUCUUCUUCACCCAGCGUGCGGUCUCUGUAGCACCACCUGACGUUGACACGACGACCUUAUGGCAUGUAAUCAUACGAGGCCUCACGGACUUGGGCCUUUACGAAGAUGCCUAUGCAGCCCUGGUAUCCACGCCGUACAACAGGCUGAAACGCGAAUGCAUUAGCCAACUUGUAUAUCGUAUGUGUGAAGAAAAUGCAGUCGAACGGCUCAUGUCUUUCAACUUUGCCGGGCUAGCUGAUGAGGUGGAGGAUGCAUUGUCGUUCAAGGCGCGGAACGCAGACCCCCGGAUUCGCCCGUUCUACUCUCGAAUUUUAUACUCGUGGCACGUUUCUAGGGGGGACUAUCGGAACGGUGAGCGAAGUCAUCUCCGCUCUCGGAGCUCGCAGGCGUCUCAACAAGGGUCCAUAUUCACAGCUGCACUCACUAUGUAUCAGCGCGCCCGCAAAUUGGCGAAUUUGAUCGGCGACCCUUCAAACUUUACGAGUCUAACUGAAUUACAGCUCGAGGCUUAUGUGACCAGCAUGAAUGCUCUCGCCCUCACCGAUCAGAAGAGCGCCUGGAUUGUGCUCCCCGUCACGGCAGAGACCGAACAUGAGCCCCGCAAACGGCGAAAGCUUUCCCGACAUAUUCCAGAAGAUAAAUAUACCGUAGGAAAGCGGGACGCAGAAAUUGUUGAGCUGGCAGAUAUGCAGUACGAGUAUUCGCUGCUGUCUGCUCGUCUUGAAUUGAUCCGGCGAGACCCCACGUUGUUGACGGGUGGAGUGCUGCUACUAUCACCUUCCUCGAUAGUAUCGCGUCUAACCCAAGUCAACCUUUUCGACAUGGCCAUGUCCACUGCUCGUAGUCUUGAUGUCGACAUGACCGACUUAUUUGGACGUCUAACUACCCAAUGCCUCCGCCUCUCCCAUAAUCCUGAUGUCGUGAUAGCCGAAGACACAUCUGACUGGCUCCUCACAGACAAGGUAUCCUCAUGGCCUGGUACGCCCGUCAAUAGGGGCUGGCGUUAUCUGCGGCAGUCUCUGGAGCGCCAUGACGGGGCUGAAACAGAUUAUAAGUACAGUAAAAUAGCAUUGGAGACUAUAUUGGGUUUCGACCGAUCAUCACCGCCUCCACCAUGGUUGAUUCAAUCGCUAGAAGCACAACAUCCAGAAUACUUGAUACGUACGUGUUUACGGUACGACAAUCUGGAAUACGCUUUGGACCAUACGUUAUCGUUUAUGCGAUGGAGCAAUGAACGUAUGGUCCAGGAACAGCCCAAAACAGCGUCGGCGACCUGGCUGCCGUAUACCCUAAUUGAUCAGGUCUUGUUGGCGGCUGACUCACAAGAAGGACUGACUUCGCGUGAAGAAAUUUUGCGCAAAGAAAACUACCACCGCAUUGUUGUCCCGUUUGUUUCCAUCAUGUCGCCGUUCAGGAAGUCGUUCAUGAAGAACUGGUAUGCCAUAGAGGCUACCCCCAUUUUUGCUGUUGUUGGACUGGCCGUCGUAGGAUGUGGUUGGUAUCUGACCCGGCUCGCACGGGGACCUACCGUCGUCUGGACAAAGGAAAACCCGACCCCGUGGAACGAUGUCAAGCAAAAUGAGAACAUCAAGCUUCUAGCAGUCAACCACCAAUUUGAGAAGGGGUGGGAGCGUAGGAAGCUAUGA
Messenger RNA from Fibroporia radiculosa, 4452 nucleotides. RefSeq lists its product as uncharacterized. Gene Ontology annotation, molecular function: structural constituent of nuclear pore. Gene Ontology annotation, cellular component: nuclear pore. The record is from RefSeq and is a predicted model, not a curated record. The transcript has 13 exons. The coding region runs from base 1 to 4452 and encodes 1483 amino acids. NCBI's taxonomy places the organism in Eukaryota, Fungi, Basidiomycota, Agaricomycetes, Polyporales, Fibroporiaceae.